Molecule: messenger RNA, 2716 nt
Organism: Xylaria bambusicola
Lineage: Eukaryota; Fungi; Ascomycota; Sordariomycetes; Xylariales; Xylariaceae
Product: ankyrin
Exons: 3
Coding region: 99-2609 (836 amino acids)
Biological process (GO): proteolysis
Molecular function (GO): serine-type endopeptidase activity; protein binding
Source: RefSeq, a predicted model, not a curated record
GCUUUGCUUUGCUUCGAGCCUCACGCUUCCUCUUCAUGCCGUUUUAUACCCAACUCUUGACUCUAAUGGGCAAUUGAUCCUUUUAGAGAAUUGCCAGAAUGGGCGAGUCGGACAGUGGGCACUUACUCGAUCCACAGAGCCCAGCAAACAGAAGCCGAUCACACUCAAGAUCUCCAUCUGGUCACAGGAGAUCCCCAAAUCUGGUCACAUGGAGCGCAGGUGAUGUUUUUCAUAAGGCGACGAACUUAGGCGAUGUAGAUACUGUUGCUAAAACAUUGAGGGCUUCUCCAGGCUGUGUAGAUGCCCGAGAGCCCCGGGGGCGCACUGCUCUACACGAAGCUGCGCUCUAUGGACACACGGCUGUAGCAAAGGCCCUGCUUGAGCAUGGCGCCGAUGUCAAUGCACGAAGCUUUACGGGGUACACACCCCUAACAUUUGCCGCUGAGAAUGGCCAUACAGAGACCAUGUUGGCGCUCAUUGAACGCCGCGCGGACUUGAACGCAGCAUCCACAAUCCACCAAAUGAAUCUGCGAGGACACACUCCAUUGCACAGAGCUGCUUUCCGUGAAAAUCUCGAGGCGGUUCAACUCCUGGCCGGCAAAGGCGCAUCAAUCAACGCAGUAACUGCGACUGGGAUGACAGCACAACAAGUAGCCAUCCAGAAGGGACCGCUCGCUAUUGUGUUGGUCCUGACGGCUGCUGCUGAGGAGUCACGUACACAAGACGCCAAUGGUCAUGACGCUAUCCAAUACGCUCAGAUGCUGGAUGAACCACGACGCGGUCAGGUAAUGGAAAUCUUGGGUAAAUGGGGAGACAAGUCGAGGUACAAGUCAGACCUUUUACGGUGUCAACGUAGUGGUGAGCUGUCACGAUUCUUUGAUAUGCGAGGAAAUCUGGAUUUAGUCGCAAUGCUGUGCUGGAGUGCUGCGAAAGGUAGAAGGGCUGUCACCGAAUACGUUUUGGAUCUAUCGCGCUGGGGCCGCCUCGACCUAGCCAAUGCUAAGGACCAGUCAGGCUGGACAGCUCUUCACCAUGCCGCUUGGGGAGGCGAGCCAAAUAUCGCACAGAAACUCUUGGAGACUGGUGCAGUGGUCGAUAGUCUUACCAAGAACAAUCGCUGGACUCCUCUACUCCUAGCGGCCGAAAGGGGCCGGAGGAGAACUGUACAGGUGUUGCUUAGUCACAGUGCUGAUGUACUUGCUACGACACAUCAUGGGAUGACAGCACUGGAUCUGGCAUCUAAAGGAAAGCAUGAGAAGACCUUAGAAGUUCUUCUAAACGAGAUACAAGCUCUCAAGUCUACGAAAAUGAAACAGGAUACUCGGCGUUGGCGCCUAGCCAUGCUUGAAUUCCAGAAGGCGGAAGCAAUCAGCAAUAAAAAAGACGAAGAGCUAUCAGAGAUAGCUGAAGAAAUCGCAAAUACUAUGCCUCCGGCUGGGGCGAAGCCUAAUAACAGCUUAUUCAGCGGCGCAUUUGACGGGACAAUGUUCUCUGCAUCUCCGACCAGCCCUGAUCUAGUCCAGUCAAGGACCUACCACCAGCUUAUCAAUACUUGGGACGAAUUUUUCGAAUUCCAUGAAAAGGAUAGGAGAGUGAAAAUUGCGAUUCUGGACACAGGUUUUGAUUCUAAACAUCGUGACUGGGACAACCCGCGGGCACUUAGGUUCAAGAAUAACCAACCAGAAAGCGACCCCCGUGAUGUGAAGCAGCGGGAUAGGAUCAAAGAGUUCCGAGAUUUCUGCGGAAGCGUUGAUGGCCAGGAGAGUGAUGGUGUGGAUGUGGAUGGCCACGGUACACAGGUAACCGGAAUCAUAUUACGUCUCGCCCCAAGAGCCGACGUAUACGUCGCCAGAAUAUGCGAAGGUGACAGGAACCGUGGAUUACCGGCACACCUUCAAACCGUGGGACUGAGUACGAACGGCACUAAACCUCAGCCAGCUGCAGUAGCUGCCGCAAUAGACUGGGCCAUCGAAAAAAACGUCGACAUAAUAAACAUGUCGUUUGGCUUUAGUCGUCCCCCAGUAAUAGUAAAGCGAGCCUUAGAACGUGCUAAAGGCAAGAUACUCGUUUUCGCAGCAAUGUCGAACGAUGGCAACAACAGUCCAACCGGUGCCGCGUGGCCGGCGAGGGACCUUGAUUAUGCCAUCGGCAUCCACUCCUGCAAAGAAGGCGGCCGGAAAACCUCAGACUUCACCCCGCCUCAUGUCCCCGCGACACAUAACCUCAUGGUGGUAGGUGAAGGCAUCAUCACACACUGGCCGGAGGCCAAGGGAGGCGGUUUCCGUCUAGAUGACGGCACGUCCUUUUCAACGCCUGUAGCAGCGGCCAUGGCGGCGCUCGUGCUGGCCUUCUGGUAUCAGCGUCGAGGCAGGAAUGAACGGAUGGAGGUGGAGAAUCUCGUCGAUUUAGAGGAUCUGCGGCGGAAUAAGGUAAUGUCUUCGCUCAUGAUGCAAAACAUGGGGACAAAAGGUGAGAAUGUGAACUUCUCGUAUAUAAGGCCACAGUUGCUGUGGAUGAACUAUAACCCGCUUUCAGAAGACCAGCUCCAGCCAGAGUAUAAGAGGCGGCAUGCUUGGAAUGUCAUACAAGAUGCGCUUAGCCGGCUUUAAUCGUUCAUAUUCGACUGAACAUAUUGAGUCGUAUAUAUACCUAGGUCAUAUAUGUCGUGAUGCCAGUAGGGCCACCACGUUCGCAAGGCUUCGUCUUUGCUAAGUUA